Messenger RNA from Centruroides sculpturatus (bark scorpion), 2658 nucleotides. RefSeq names its product protein spire-like. The record is from RefSeq and is a predicted model, not a curated record. The coding region runs from base 16 to 2298 and encodes 760 amino acids. Gene Ontology annotation, cellular component: cytoplasmic vesicle membrane; cell cortex. Gene Ontology annotation, biological process: cleavage furrow formation; actin filament polymerization; polar body extrusion after meiotic divisions. Lineage: Eukaryota; Metazoa; Arthropoda; Arachnida; Scorpiones; Buthidae. Gene Ontology annotation, molecular function: actin binding. The transcript is spliced from 16 exons.
GGGCCGGUUUCCCGCAUGAAGUGGGAUUAUCUAUCUAAUUUCGACGUUCUCCGCUUGGAGUCGCGUCGAGCAAUUCUUCCUUCGAAAUGGAAAAUGGCGGCAGACGGGAGCUGCGAGCGAUCUCGCCAUCUCGACCGCGAUGGAUGUAUCAGUCUGUCGGCCAUUCUCGGCUCUUUUAAUGCGCCGAUCAGCGAGGAACAAGCAUGGGCCGUGUGUUUUCAAACGUCACAAUGCCUGAAAAAGAUCUGGGAAGAGAAGGUGCCGUGUUUCUGCCUGACCAACACCGCACAGAUCUUCAUCCAGAGAGAUGGUCAGGUAUCCCGCAAGACCGCUACCUACACGUCGGGAUUCACGCGGCCACCUGCUACUACUGAAUAUAAGCUAGUAACAUCACUAGGAAUUACAUUAUUUCAUGCACUGGAUUUCGGUUUAUGCGAAGAAGAAGAAAGAUCUCUCAGUCCGUCGCUAGAAUUAUUAAUUGACAGGAUGACCUCGGCAGAUCCCGACGACGACAGUCAUGCUGAUGAUAGUUCUAGCUCGGACGACGAAACGGCUUCGCAAAAUGUAGACGAAGGAAUUGAAAAAGAUUCCGAAGAGGACGACAUGUCGCUUAGCGAAACGGGACACGAAAAAGCCGGUCUUACUUUGGAAAGAGUUUUAGAGAUGUGCAUGGCUCGGCUGUCAAAUCCGCAUCAAGCAGACAACCAUUACAAAGCCGUCUGUAGAGCAUUAGUGGCAGAAGUGCAAGAGUUAUCGACGUUUCUCGAGAAAGUAUCGCAAGGAACGAAAGAAUUAUUGAAAAAUUCGCAACAAGAAUCCAAUGGCACUAAUCUCGACUGUCUUCAAGUUCAGGACUGGGCACGCUUAUGGAUGCAAGUCAUCAGAGAACUUCGUCAGGGAGUUAAAUUGAAAAAGGUGGAUAGCGCUCCGCACCCUAUCGAAUACGAACUCACGCCUUACGAAAUGUUAUUAGAUGAUAUCCGUGCUAGGCGAUACAAACUAAAUAAAGUUAUGGUUAACGGAGAUAUACCUCCUCGUGUAAAGAAAGAUGCUCACGCACUUAUAUUGGAGUUCAUACGUUCUCGUCCCCCUCUCGUUCCUGUUUCGAAGCGGAAGCUGAGACCCUUACCUCCGAGACAGCCGACGUUAUACGAAAAAUUAAUGGCAUCUCUGAAACAACAGCACAAACUUAAACCGGUACCUCGUGAAACGCAGAUGGCCAUGAAUGAAGACGAGGCAGAAAAACCACAACAGAACAGACGCCUCAUUAAAGUCGAUUUGUCUCUUCGACUGUCGUCUAGUUUUGAAGAUGAUGAUUUUGACGAUUUGUUUAACAGUCCUCCCAGCGAAGAAUCGCAUCCUACACCGAACGAUGUUGAUGCGUACGAAACCAACAAUUACUUUGAAGAAAGAAGGCACAGUGUACCGGUUUACAAAUCGCCGGUCAAUCAGUGCGAUAUCAUCAGACCUCCGCUACUGAAAGCCAAAACUUUAGACUACCGUUACAUUCAAGACGACACCAUUUCUAGUCCCGUAGCCUCAGACUUUUGGAAAUCCUCUCAAUGGAAAUCCUUAGAAUGCUUGUCGCUAACAUUGGAAGAAGUGGUUCACAUAAGGAACGUACUCACCAAAGCAGAUCUGGAAACGCUCUUAGUUUUUCCACAACUCUACAAUGAUGUCGCAAAUGGAAAAGUAUGCUUCACCUGCAAGAAGACAAAAUUUUCAUUUUUUGGAUCUUGGGGAGUGAAGUGUAAAUUAUGCGAAAGAAUCGUCUGUAGCAGAUGUUACUCGAAGAUGCACAUACCCACGGAACACUUUUCUAGCAUUCCCGUUUAUAUGUUGAGUCCGACGCCCCCGACUGAAGACCCGGACAACUUUUGGAAAUUUUCAUUCGACUUUAUUCGAAGUCAAGACAGUCAUUCACCCGAAGAACCUCCUGAAGAUGUUCCCACACCUACAAAAGUACAACACUCGGAAUCUUUCCACUCGCUUUCGAAUGUAGAAGAGACCGAAGACAUUUCCCCUCCCAAAAAGAAAGGACCCCUGCUUCGUUCCAAAACUAUCCAUCACCAACCGGAGGACUCGUUUGAAGAGAAUUCAACAAAGGGACCCGUCGAAAACGUCUGCUGCGACUGUAAAGAGAUGCUCUGUCACAUAAUCGCAGCCAGCCAGGCGACCAAAUCCAUAAGAAACACAUACAGGAACAAGUGGAAGAGGCAGAAGAGCCUACCCACCGCCAAAAGCUUCACAUCGACGCUUCCGAAAAGUGUGGCGGACGAGUUUGGUGGUUCGGCAUAAGAAGAUUCCAAUAAUUUUGUAUGUGUGAAAAAUGUGACAGAAGGACAAUAAACCAUAAGAAGGUAAUUUGUAGAUUGUAAAGACCCAAACUGGAUAAGGAAAGUUAAGUAUGUUUACCUUAAAUUAUUAUUAAGACAAUAUUUCUUGUGUCUAAUGAAUAAUAAAAAGUUUGUAGUCUUCCUUUAAAAUUAUGGCUUGUCGAAAUGUCGACAAGCGUACCUUUAUGUUAAGUUUGCAGAGAAUAUUUUAGUGUUAAACGCAUGCUGCGUUGUUGUGUAUUUUACAUUGUUGAUCGACAUCACGUUUUUUUCGUAUCAAAGUUUGCAUAAUUUAUUCUAAUGUUUUACGGCUAGUCAAAAA